AUGUCGGCCAGCAGGUCUGACCGAGGGAAUGCAUAUGAUCAACAGCGGGUGUUGAACUUUGUCAGUCUAGACAGCGGCAGCUCUAUCUAUCAGGCGGUAGCAAGCGAGCUAUGGGCGAGGAGAGAGUGGAAAGAGCUGGCGCCUCCUAAGGACGGCCUCGGCACCAACCUCUCCAUGAUCAAGCACUGCAACGUGAUCCUUGGCCCCUGUCAAGGAAAAGGGAUACCUUGGGACUUGGUUUGCUUCGAGCAAGGCGAGCAGGUAGUGAACUACCUGCUCGGCUCCAAGUUCAUCACGCAGAAAGCCGAUCUUGCCCUCCUCCUCCGCAAGUACUUCGCGGCGAAUUCUCACGUCGAGCCCUUCAUGCCGCUCACCUACGUGGUUGUCCCCCAGCGAGGCGCUCCCAAAGUCUCUAGCGUGCGCGGGAGGACCCCAGUGAGAGGAUACGACGACCAGCGGAGUGCUUUCCUGAAGGAGAUGAUGGCAAGGGAGGAGGGAGACUAUGAGAACGUGUGGGUGGCGAAGACGAGCAAGGGGAGCAAGGGCUCUGGGGUAAAGGUGCUCCAGGGGUCAACGGCCCUGGACUGGGUCGAUGACACGUAUGGCCGCACGGGAGAGCCGAUUGCUGUGCAGAAGUACGUGGAAAAUCCCCUCUUGAUCUACGGGUUCAAGUUCGACGUGCGAGUCUGGGCCCUUCUGGACGUGGAGCUGGGUCUGUACGUGCACAGGGAGGGGGUCCUGCGGCUUUCCGCGCACCCGUACGUAGCAGACGACCUUGAGGACACGUUUGCGCACCUGACCAACCACUGCAUCGCCGCGCAGUCAGAAUACUACGAGUCUCUGUUCGAGGAGAACGAGAUGUUCUUCGACGACUUCAGGGACUUCCUUCGGAAGCACCACCAGGACGUCGACCUGGACAGAGACAUCUUGCCGCAGGUCAAUCGCCAGAUCCUACACACCGUUCGGGCUGUCUGGCCGAGGCUCAGGUUCAGCAAUCGCCCGGGAGGAUUUCAGCUGUACGGGUUCGACUUCAUCGUCGACAGUGACUUCUCUGUUUGGCUACUCGAAGUCAACGGAGCUCCAGCAGCAGCUGAUCGUCUUAAGGUCAAGAUAGCCCAGGACCUCAUCGACCUUUGUAUCGAUUCACGAUUCUCCCCCGAAUCCGAAGAAUACAAUGACUUCAGGCUGAUUGCACCGAUCGAGGCGCUGGGAGAAGAGUAG
Messenger RNA from Guillardia theta CCMP2712, 1221 nucleotides. RefSeq lists its product as hypothetical. The transcript is spliced from 4 exons. Bases 1 to 1221 code for a protein of 406 amino acids. Lineage: Eukaryota; Cryptophyceae; Pyrenomonadales; Geminigeraceae. Gene Ontology annotation, biological process: protein modification process. The record is from RefSeq and is a predicted model, not a curated record.